AUGGACACUGGAAUAACUGACAGUCAGAAGAAAGAUAUCCAGGCGACUAGUCAUACUUCAAUUUCAAUAAGAUGUAAACAUACUACAACAUUCCAACAUGUAAUCGGUGGAUCAUGGAUGUUUAAAAUGAUUUCACAUCAUCCAAACAAUACUAUUAUUACUAUUAUUUAUAAUUAUAAUUAUAAUACGUGUAGUAAAGUUUCGAAAUCUGGUGUAUCGAUCAUUCUUAUGUGUAAAAAUAGACGGUCUCAACUUUAUGUCACCUUAUCCACUGGAAUACCACUGCUACAAAGAGAGCAAUUACGCUUUCGUAUAUUUAAUAUUGAACUCAUUGAACAUGGUUUGUUUAAUCGAGAUUUAGCACCGUUAGAUGGUCGUAUUCCAUAUGGUUGUGAUGAGCAAGUGAAACAGAUGGCAGUACAUUUCAGAGUUGGCAAAAAUACAGAAGAUUUUACACUGAUAUAUCCAGAAUACAUUGGCGGGAUAUUGAAAAUUUCAAAUGAACACUGUGUCUGA
Molecule: messenger RNA, 516 nt
Organism: Trichobilharzia szidati
Lineage: Eukaryota; Metazoa; Platyhelminthes; Trematoda; Strigeidida; Schistosomatidae
Source: the annotation of a GenBank genome assembly